GGUUUCUGCAUUGGCAGUCUUAAAAAUUGAAUCUUGGAUUGAUUUUAUUUGCUCUUUCAAUCUCUCACAUUAUAUGUGUUACCUUUUUGGGUUGUGAUGUUCUUGAACUUUCUUUGUUAUAACCGGGGUGUUCGGGCACCUCGACUAAUUCAUCGGAAUACCUGCCUAAUGUAAACUCUAGGAUGGUUGUGACCAAUUGUUUCAUCAAUUUACCAGAAUUGUGAUUUGGGUAAGCUGUAUUUUUAUCGAUCUUUAAGCGUUUUAUGAGUUUUGAUAGUUUUGUGUUUGUUGAUGUUUUUGUAGUAUUUGUGAAUUUGGGUAUGUGAGAACUAACUUGAAAGCGGAGGUUUUGGUCGUGAUUUUUGUUCAAAUGCCGGAAACUGGAUGAGGUUCUUGCAUUAGCAAUCUUAAAUAUUGAAUCUUGGAUUGGAAACAAUGAGUUUCUUGUGUUUUGCCAAUGUUAGUUUGUUGCUUUCUGUGGCUAGCUUGGUGGAUAGAGUACCGGUACCUGUGUUGGUGGGAGGUAAUAGGUACCCUGGAAACAGUCGAGCUCGGACAUUGAAGUCGACGACAUAAGGUGCGACAACCUAGAUGAAAAGGAUGUCAGUGAUGAGGAGAUUGAGCCAGAGGAAUUGGAGAGACGGAUGUGGAAGGACCAUAUCAAGCUCAAGCGGCUCAAGGAAAAACAGAAGCUUGCAGCUCGGCAAGCUGCAAAGAAGAAGGAAAAUAAACAAGUUACUGAUCAGGCUAGGCGGAAAAAGAUGUCGAGAGCUCAAGAUGGGAUUUUGAAGUACAUGUUGAAGCUCAUGGAGGUCUGCAAUGCUCGAGGAUUUGUUUAUGGGAUCAUUCCCGAAAAGGGUAAACCUGUGAGCGGUUCGUCAGAUAACGUAAGAGCUUGGUGGAAGGAGAAGGUGAAGUUUGAUAAGAAUGGUCCUGCCGCAAUAGCUAAGUAUGAAGCGGAAUGUCUCGCAAGAGGAGAAGGUGUAGGCAGCCAAAACGGGAACUUGCAAAGUGUUCUGCAAGACUUGCAAGAUGCUACCUUGGGGUCCCUUUUGUCUUCUUUAAUGCAACACUGUGAUCCACCUCAACGGAAGUACCCACUGGAGAGAGGUGUCUCGCCACCAUGGUGGCCAACGGGGGAUGAGGGGUGGUGGGCUAAAUUGGGACUACCUAAGGGUCAGAAACCGCCAUACAGAAAGCCACAUGAUUUGAAGAAGAUGUGGAAAGUUGGCGUUCUAACUUCUGUCAUAAAACAUAUGUCACCUGAUAUUGCAAAGAUCAGGAGAUUAGUCCGCCAAUCGAAGAGUCUGCAGGACAAGAUAACUGCUAAAGAGAGUUCAAUUUGGUUGGCUGUUUUAAGCAGAGAGGAAGCAGUUCUCCAACAACAAGGCAGUGAGAAUGGAUCAUCUAGCAUUGAGGCAUCAGCUGGAAGCCGUGGUGAAAAAAAGAAAUCUUCCGUUAGCAGUGACAGUGACUAUAAUGUUGAUGGCACUGAUGAUGGUAUUUGUUCUGUAUCGUCUAGAGGUGAGAGGAGAAAUCAACCGUUGGAUGUUCAUCCUCUAAAUGUCAUUCCUCAAUCUCACCAAAGUACGGACCGUCGGAGGAUGAGAAAACGUGCCAGGUCAAACCCUACUGAGCAACAGACUCAACCAUCUCUGCUACAUGGUGACGAGCAUAGCAACACAUUACCUGAUAUUAACAGUUCAGAAAUGCUGUUUUCUGAACGCACAACGAGUGACAGCUUACAGGGAAAGAAAAAGAGCGAAGCAACAAAGCGUGUAGAGAACAAAACAGAGAGUAAAUCAGAGUUAGCGUUACUAGACUCAAACCCAUCAUUGGUUCCGUCAGCUAACGUAGUCUCUACAGGGGAUACAUAUAUAGGUGUUGGGCCAUCACUUUAUCCGAUGUCUCAAAAUUCUGCAGCUGUCCCUUAUGCAUCAGAAGUGCAUCUUGAAAAUCAAGAUUCUAUCAUUCAGCAUCAAUUUCAAGACACUCAGUUCCAUGGUCACCAGAAGAUUCCUGCGAUGAAUAAUGGACAACAAAUUUCCCUAUCACAUUAUGGACCUCCAAACAAUGGCUUAGAUUAUGGACCUCACGGUUCUGCCGUACACACUGAGCUGCAGGUUUCUGAAUUUGUUCAUGGAUCUGAAUUUUCCAACUUUAAUCAACCUCCGUUACACCACUCUUAUUCGUCAGCUGAAUUUGGAUCCACACAUGAAGAAACACAGUCCCACUUGGCAUGCAAUGAACUUCAGAUUGGGCCAAGUGAUUCUGGAGUUGGUUUGUCGCUUCACGGAAGUGGGAAUGAUAUCUCUAGAGACAAUCACUAUUAUGGAAAAGACUUGUUUCAGAAUAACCAUGAUAUGCCUAUUGAGUUGCCUUUUGAUUCUCCGCUUGCUAUUGGCUUGCCUUAUGAUACACUCGGCAGCCCAUUCGACUUGGAGUUUGAUGCACAAAGUCAUUGUGAUAAUACUGAUUAUGAUUUAGAGUUUGACAAAGAACUGAUGUCAUUCUUUGCCUCAUAGAGAAUUAUAAGAGGAAAGACAACAUUUACAAUGAGCAUGACAAAGGUGGAACCCUUUUCAAGAUGGAACAGAUUUUUCUCUCAUAAAAUUGAAAGUUCGACUGUAAGUUGUCAACUUAGUUUUCUUGUCAAGAAGUCGAAUGUAAAUCUAGUGACAGCAAACUCAAUUUUUUCCUAUGUUGGCCGACCCUUUACAUGUUAAAGAAAAGUGCCUCAUGUAAAUGAGUUAGUUUCAUAGAGUUAUUUUCAUCUUCUUAGAAGUUGUAAACUUACUCAUCGUGCUCAAAACAUUCUUGACUAUGCUGCACAAGCGAUGUAAGUGAAGCAUUUCGUUGUAAUUGGCCCAACAAUUCUUGCCUCCUAUUUAUAGUGUUAUCCUUCAUUCAUUUAUCAUUUUAUUUUCUUGUGUCAUAACACAUUGUAAUUUCACAAUACUUUGAGCUAACUUGUUCACAUUUGUUGAAAUGUAACAUCUACAAUUCGUAGGGAA
Molecule: messenger RNA, 3014 nt
Organism: Capsicum annuum
Lineage: Eukaryota; Viridiplantae; Streptophyta; Magnoliopsida; Solanales; Solanaceae
Product: ETHYLENE INSENSITIVE 3-like 3 protein
Exons: 3
Coding region: 645-2525 (626 amino acids)
Cellular component (GO): nucleus
Molecular function (GO): DNA-binding transcription factor activity; DNA binding
Source: RefSeq, a predicted model, not a curated record